GGCUCCGGGGCCUCAGUUCCAGCAACGCGGGGCGGGGGGUGGGCACGGCCCUAGCCUGGCACCAUGUCGACCAAGCGCGAUAUCGUCCUGACCAACGUGACGGUCGUCCAGCUCCGGCGACAGCCGCGCCCGGUUGCUAGGGCGCCGCCUCCCCCGCCUCCUCCCCCAGAGCCAGAGCCGGAGCCAGAACCAGAGCCGGAGCCAGAACCGGAGCCAGAGCCGGAGCCAGAACCGGAACCAGAGAAACCACCAACACCCCCGCCCCCGCCACCCCCUCGCGCACCAUCUAUUCAAAAGAUGCCAGAUCUGACUGUGGGGAUCAACGGGUUUGGCCGCAUCGGCCGGCUGGUGCUGCGCAUCUGCCUGGAGAGGGGCGUGAAGGUCGCGGCCAUUAACGACCCUUUUAUCGACCUCAACUACAUGGUUUACAUGUUUAAGUAUGACUCUACACAUGGCCGCUACAAGGGACAAGUCAAGGCCAAGGAUGGGAAGCUGGUGGUGAACACCCAGAAGAUCACAGUCUUCCAGCGAGCCAAGCCCAACGAGAUCCCCUGGCGCCAGGAGGAGGUGCUCUACGUGGUGGAGGCCACGGGUGCCUUUGUGACUAAGGACAAAGCCUUGGGUCACAUCCAGGGAGGGGCGAGGCGAGUGGUGAUCACUGCCCCUUCCCCUGAUGCCCCCAUGUUUGUCAUGGGCGUCAAUGAGAAAGAGUUCAACUCAACCAUGACCAUCGUCAGCACUGCCUCCUGCACCACCAACUGCCUGGCACCUCUGGCCAAGGUCCUGCACGAGAAGUUCGGAAUCGCUGAGGGCCUCAUGACCACAGUCCACGCCUACACAGCUACACAGAAGACAGUGGACGCGCCAUCGACCAAGUCCUGGCGGGAGGGUCGAGGGGCUCACCAGAACAUUAUCCCCACGGCCACAGGCGCAGCCAAGGCCGUGGGCAAGGUUCUCCCAGAGCUGGAUGGGAAGCUGACGGGGAUGGCGUUCCGGAUCCCCAUCUCCGACGUGUCGGUGGUUGACCUGACGUGCCGGCUGCUGUCACCAGCACCAUACCCUGAGAUCAAGGAGGCUGUGCGGAAGGCUGCACAGGGGCCCCUGGCUGGCAUCCUGAGCUACACGGAGGACGAGGUGGUCUCCACCGACUUCAUCGGAGACAAACACUCGUGUAUCUUCGAUGCCGCUGCGGGGAUCUCACUCAACAACCAGUUCGUCAAGCUCAUUGCCUGGUACGACAACGAAUUUGGCUACAGCCAGAGGGUGGUGGAUCUGCUGAGCCACAUGUACAACUGUGAGAAAUGAAGGCUGGGCCGCCCCUCCGGAUUCUGGCCGCAGCCCGCCCUUACCCAGGCCCCCGGACCUGCCCCCAGGCCCCAGGACCUGCCCCCAGACACAGCCCCCGGCACCCAGGGGGAGGGCACAGGUCCUGGCUUGUCUGUCAGACCAGUGCAAUAAAUAGCCCCGCUGCCGGCCGUGCACAUGCA
Tachyglossus aculeatus (Australian echidna) is the source of this 1487-nucleotide messenger RNA. RefSeq names its product glyceraldehyde-3-phosphate dehydrogenase, spermatogenic (gene GAPDHS). Gene Ontology annotation, biological process: glucose metabolic process. Gene Ontology annotation, molecular function: oxidoreductase activity, acting on the aldehyde or oxo group of donors, NAD or NADP as acceptor; NADP binding; NAD binding. The record is from RefSeq and is a predicted model, not a curated record. NCBI's taxonomy places the organism in Eukaryota, Metazoa, Chordata, Mammalia, Monotremata, Tachyglossidae. The transcript is spliced from 11 exons. Bases 64 to 1305 code for a protein of 413 amino acids.